CCGUGGUCGAUGAGUUAGGUUCGUGCUCUAUUUUGAAAUUCGUUCAAUUGAAGUAAAAGCCGUGCCAGUUAAGCCGGUAGCUCGGUUAUUCCAAUCUUCUCUAGAUCGAUUGUUAUAUUAAUAAAAAUUUUAUCAGUGCUAAUUCAAAAUUGCAUAAGAAAAAUAGUUACGUCAGUACCAUACUGAAAAUAGUAUUGGUAUUAUUCUGGCACGAGAUCGGUGGCAAAUCAAUAAAACCGAGUAAAUGGCUUUUUUGCGAGCCCUUUUAAGAUGUAGUGCCGUCAAAAAUCGUCGAUUAUUCGCAGCGUCCUGUCAAAAGCUAGAGUUCCGGCAGGUUGCCCUCAAGUCAACAGCUGCCACUACUAUAGUAUCAGAUAACUCGGAAGCAGCUACAACUGCCGGUUCGGGACAACCCCCUAAAGAUCCUCUUGAUAUUACAUUUGAAAACGCUGAAGCUGCUUUUAAAAGCAAGACAAAUUUAGAACUAAUUAGAGCUUAUAUCGUCUAUACACUAUGUUCCUUCGAUUAUUUAGUACAAAACAACAUGAAGUUGAUGAAGAUGACGCGUUCUAUUUUGGGAGACCGCUUAUUUAUCGCAUUGAUGAAAGCUACCUUUUAUGGUCAUUUUGUGGCGGGGGAGGACCAGUAUAAAAUUCGACCAGUUCUGGAACGAUUGCGGUCCUUUGGUGUAAAACCUAUUCUUGACUAUUCCGUAGAAGAAGACUUGUCCCAAGAGCAAGCUGAAAAGUUAGAAGUCGAAGCUUCGGUGCCAAUGUCAGGCGAUUUAAUGGAACCAGGAUCACUAAAACAAUACCAUGUGGCAAAAACAUUCGCUGAUAGACGUUAUCUAGUAUCAAGUGCUCGAACCUACUUUUAUAUGAAUGAAGCGACAUGUGAAAGGAAUAUGGAAACAUUUAUUCAGUGUUUGGAGGCAGUUGCAGAUUAUGAUAGGCAUGGCAAAAAAAAGGCAGAAAGAGAUAGGGCAACAUACGGCACUGGGAUAACAGCAAUCAAAUUAACAGCUCUAGGUAGACCACAGCUGCUGUUGCAACUGUCUGAAGUAAUUAUGCGAACUCGAAAAUACAUGCAAGAAGUAGUUGGAGGGGAAGGUAAUGUUCUUAAACAUCAUUUACGGCCAGAGGAUCUAGAAAAGAAAUUUGCUCAGGCACAUAUAGCUGAUAAGGCUUCGGUACAGGAAUUCUUAAAGCAAUUAACUUUCGAUAAAGAAGGUAUUCUGCAUUUGUUUCCGUGGUCCGGAGUUAUUGACGAAAAUCAAGAUCUCAGCGCUACUUUCCGAGUACCGGAUUUAAAAACGGGCCGCAUGGUACGAUUGAUCACUCAAUUAUCCAAAAAAGAAGAAGAAAUGUUUAGAAACAUGAUUAGAAGAAUUGACACAAUUGUUAGGGCAGCACAUGAAAUGGAUGUUCGCAUUAUGGUCGAUGCAGAACAAACUUAUUUUCAACCUGCUAUUUCUCGAAUAACUUUGGAAUUUAUGAGAAAGUACAAUAAAGAGAAAGCUAUUGUAUUUAAUACCUAUCAGUGUUAUUUGAAAGAUGCAUAUAACGAAGUUACCACCGAUUUAGAACAAGCAAAACGACAAAACUUUUAUUUUGGAGCUAAAUUAGUUCGAGGUGCUUAUUUGGAACAGGAAAGAGCUAGAGCAGCAGCUUUGGGUUAUUCAGAUCCUACUAAUCCUUCAUAUGAGGCCACCACGGAAAUGUAUCAUCGGACAUUAACUGAAUGCUUACGAAGAAUUAAAGAAAUGAAAGAUAGGGGAGAAGACAAGAAGAUAGCUAUCAUGGUUGCUUCUCACAAUGAAGACACUGUACGCUUUGCAAUACAAAAGAUGAAAGAAAUUGGAAUUUUGCCUGAAGAUAAAGUAAUUUGUUUUGGACAAUUAUUAGCGAUGUGUGAUUACAUAACUUUCCCAUUAGGUCAGUCUGGAUAUUCCGCCUAUAAGUACAUCCCAUAUGGUCCAGUUAACGAAGUUUUACCGUAUUUAUCGAGGAGGGCUCAAGAAAAUAAAGGAGUACUUAAGAAGAUUAAGAAAGAAAAAAAGCUUUUACUGAACGAAAUUAUUAGGCGUUUUAGUAAAGGACAAAUAUUUUAUACUCCCAAAGGAAACUAUGUCCCUGUUUAAAACUGUUGAUGAUGUUUAGGGCGUAUAUACGUUAUCAUGUUUCGAAGAAGAAACUAACCUGCAAAGUAUUUUUGUUCUGUAGUCCAGCUCUUGAAUAUGUUCAACAAUCAAAUUCAAUAUUUAUUUGCCUGAAAAAAGUGUCUUCAUAUAUAUCUAAAGUAUGUUGCCUUAUUUUUAAGAAUAGAAAAAAUUCACUUCAGUUCCUAGUUUAUAUUAGUAUUCGCUGUAUAGUAUUUAAAAAAAAACAGUAUGAACUAUUUAAGUUGUGUCUUACACAGUAACUAAACAUGUGAUAUUUUAUGAAUUUUAUUUAUACUUCAUUUAUAUUAAAGUGUUUCUUUUAUCGCAAACACGACAGACACAUCUCUCGCAGAUAAAUUUUGAAUACAUUUGUGAUUUUUAUUUGUAACAGUAAAUAAGAUUGUGUAGAAAUAUUGAUAUUUGUCGGCCACAUGUACUAUAUUACGUAUUUAUUUAGUUGUUCAAUAUGUCAUACAUUUCACCGUAAUUGUUCGCGUCACCAAUAUUAAUAUUAAUUAUGUUCAGUUGUCAAGUCUAAACGCAAAUCGAAAUUAAGUGAUUUAUAAAAUGUAAGCGGAAACACUUUAAAAAAUUGCAAAACUAUUUUAAGUUGCGUACUUGUAAUAGCAAUUAUAAUUUAUUAUAUAAAACGUCUAGAUAAAAUUAAAUGAUAUAUUCUUAAAAUUUUACUUUUUUGACAAUAGUUUUGGUAGACUUGAUAAUCUCCCAUCCCUUUUAAUUUUUUCUUGUAUAACAAAUUUUAUUUUGAAAAUGCAAUCGCUGAGUAUUUUUGCCUGUGAUAGGAGUUUGAGUUUCUAUUGCUGUAAGAGCCAAUUAAGUCGUUGAGUUUUUGCGAUCUUGUUUUAUUCCUACAGAAAUCAACUUUGUAGGAUUUUUUUAACAUUGUCGAGAAGCAGAAUUCUUACAACCGGAAACGAAGUGUUCAUGUUACAUACCUAUACAUACAUUUGUGAACACUACACAUUCCUUGUUGAUGUUUGGAAAUUAUUAUAGAUGUCGAUGAUCGAAAAAAUGUUGAUUUACAAGUUUGUUUUCUGUCAACAUCAAAAUGUUAACAUCUUCAAAAAAAAAUGUUAAAUACAAUUUUGCAUUGUACAUUAAUAAUGAAUAUCCCACCUACAACAAAUACAUUUUGAAAGGUAAUAUUGUUGUAUUAUAUUUUAGCCUCUAUUAUAGGCAAAUAUUUUCAUCAUUACAAACUUGUGAAGAGCAUUAUUGUAGAAAUUGUAACAAGAAUGAGUAAAGACAAUAAAUUAAAAAUGCUA
Messenger RNA from Agrilus planipennis (emerald ash borer), 3447 nucleotides. RefSeq names its product proline dehydrogenase 1, mitochondrial (gene slgA). The transcript has 12 exons. NCBI's taxonomy places the organism in Eukaryota, Metazoa, Arthropoda, Insecta, Coleoptera, Buprestidae. Gene Ontology annotation, molecular function: proline dehydrogenase activity; FAD binding. The record is from RefSeq and is a predicted model, not a curated record. Gene Ontology annotation, cellular component: mitochondrion. Bases 245 to 2140 code for a protein of 631 amino acids.